UAUCACGCGACUUUUACGUCAUCAACACGAGGCGCACUACCACAAGGAAGCGACAGCAAUAAUGCUUUUCUACUCGUUUUUCAAGUCGCUGGUGGGGAAGGAUGUUGUGGUGGAGCUCAAAAACGACUUGUGCAUCUGUGGAACACUUCAUUCUGUUGACCAGUACCUGAACAUUAAGCUCACAGACAUCAGCGUCACGGAUCCAGAGAAGUAUCCACACAUGCUGUCUGUGAAAAACUGUUUCAUCCGUGGAUCUGUGGUCCGGUAUGUUCAGCUACCCGCAGAUGAAGUGGACACUCAGCUCCUGCAAGACGCUGCACGAAAAGAAGCAAUGCAGCAGAAGCAGUGAUUGACCUGCAGGAUGGGGUUUAGU
Chelmon rostratus (copperband butterflyfish) is the source of this 373-nucleotide messenger RNA. RefSeq names its product smx5 (gene lsm2). The record is from RefSeq and is a predicted model, not a curated record. Gene Ontology annotation, biological process: mRNA splicing, via spliceosome. Gene Ontology annotation, cellular component: precatalytic spliceosome; U4/U6 x U5 tri-snRNP complex; Lsm1-7-Pat1 complex. The transcript is spliced from 5 exons. Gene Ontology annotation, molecular function: RNA binding. Bases 62 to 349 code for a protein of 95 amino acids. NCBI's taxonomy places the organism in Eukaryota, Metazoa, Chordata, Actinopteri, Chaetodontiformes, Chaetodontidae.